GAAAAACAUGGCGGCUGGCUCGCUUGUAACAGUCGCUCGGCUGACUGCGAACGUCUGCAGAAGCCGCCGCUUAUCCGCCGGUAGAAGUGUACAGAGACGAGGGAUAGCUUCGUGUAUCGACCCUUCUCACGGCCUCACAGAUGAACAGAAGGAGUUCCAGAAAGUGGCCUUUGACUUUGCAGCCAAUGAAAUGGCUCCGCACAUGGCAGAGUGGGACCUGAAGGAAGUGUUCCCAGUGGAGACCAUGCGCAAGGCAGCUCAGCUAGGCUUCGGGGGCAUCUACGUACAGCCCGACGUCGGGGGCUCGGGUCUGUCUCGCCUCGACACGUCGGUCAUCUUCGAGGCCUUGUCCACCGGCUGCGUGAGCACCACUGCCUACAUCAGUAUCCACAACAUGUGCGCCUGGAUGAUUGACACCUUCGGAAGCGAGGAGCAGAGGCAAAGGUUCUGUCCUCAACUUUGUUCCAUGGAGAAGUUUUCCUCCUACUGCCUCACUGAACCUGGCAGCGGCAGUGAUGCUGCGUCACUCCUGACGAGUGCGCAGCGCCAAGGCGACCAUUAUGUCUUGAACGGUUCCAAGGCGUUCAUCAGCGGAGGAGGAGACACCGAUGUUUACGUGGUCAUGUGUCGCACAGGAGCCAAAGGUCCUAAAGGCAUCUCGUGUCUCGUCGUGGAAAAGGGAACACCAGGCCUCAGUUUUGGAAAAAAGGAACAGAAGGUGGGGUGGAACUCGCAGCCCACCAGGGCGGUCAUAUUUGAGGACUGUGCUGUUCCUGUGUGGAACCUACUGGGAGAGGAAGGUCAAGGCUUCACCAUCGCCAUGAAAGGACUCAAUGGAGGCAGGAUUAAUAUUGCUUCGUGUUCUCUGGGCGCUGCCCACGCGUCCGUAGAACUGGCUCGGGACCACCUGUUGGUGCGUAAGCAGUUUGGGGAGACGCUCUCCAACAACCAGUUCCUUCAGUUCAAACUGGCAGAAAUGGCCACCGAUUUGGUGGCGUCUCGCCUUUUGGUCCGCCGGGCCGCGGUGGCGCUUCAGGAGGAGCGAGCGGACGCCGUGCCGCUGUGCUCCAUGGCCAAGCUCUUUGCCACGGACCACUGCUUCAAUAUCUGCAACCAGGCUCUCCAGAUGCACGGCGGGUACGGCUACCUGAAGGACUACGCCGUGCAGCAGUUUGUGCGCGACAUCCGCGUGCAUCAGAUUUUAGAAGGAACUAACGAGGUGAUGAGGAUGAUCAUCUCACGCAGUCUUCUGACGGAGACCUGAUACAUGUCCUUUGAACUGAGACCACCAUUUUGUGUUACUGUGUGAGAGAGACCCAGGAACCUUUCAGGGAGGGGUCAGACUGGAACCAUGUGGUCUACAAAAAGUACUGUCAAUUUCGAGGGAAUUUCUGUUACUGUAGCAUGUUAGCAUCCCAGGAAUUUGUCAUUCGAAGUCAACAUCAGCAUUCAUAUCAAUAGUACCUGGGCUUAGUCAGUGUUUUUCUCACAUAACUGUAACCAUUUUUGUCUUCAAGUGGCCUUGCCCAGACUUUUUGUUUUAUAUGCUUUCUUUGCUGUUAAUUGAAUUGUAAUACAGUAUGUAGAUUAUGUAUGAAAAAAGAGGUAUAUUUGACUGUGACACUCCAAAUAAAAU
Messenger RNA from Phycodurus eques (leafy seadragon), 1636 nucleotides. It is a transcript of the gene acad8, whose product is annotated as acyl-CoA dehydrogenase family, member 8. Lineage: Eukaryota; Metazoa; Chordata; Actinopteri; Syngnathiformes; Syngnathidae. The transcript has 11 exons. The coding region runs from base 8 to 1264 and encodes 418 amino acids. The record is from RefSeq and is a predicted model, not a curated record. Gene Ontology annotation, molecular function: acyl-CoA dehydrogenase activity; flavin adenine dinucleotide binding. Gene Ontology annotation, biological process: lipid metabolic process.